This is a messenger RNA of Formica exsecta, 5819 nucleotides long. RefSeq lists its product as uncharacterized. Gene Ontology annotation, cellular component: cell surface. The transcript has 16 exons. Bases 39 to 5687 code for a protein of 1882 amino acids. Lineage: Eukaryota; Metazoa; Arthropoda; Insecta; Hymenoptera; Formicidae. The record is from RefSeq and is a predicted model, not a curated record. Gene Ontology annotation, molecular function: heparin binding.
AAGAAUUUCACAGUCAAGUCUCUCAGUACACAUUCAGAAUGUUACAGAGUAAAGAUCUUAUCGUAUGUUUCCUCUGUCUGUGGAUUUUCGUAAAUAACGCAAAAUGCCAAGACAUCGAAGAAAUGUCUAAAACGUUGGAUAAUAUACUGGUUAAUACUAGAUCAUUUCGUCGACCACGGAAUCACGAAGAUGCAUCGUCAAUUUGGCAGGAAUAUGAAUUUGGCACUGGGGCUGGAAAUCGAGAAGAAGUUAUUGUGACAAAUAUUUCAUUGCACAAAUUUAAUAUGCCUGAUAACAUUAAUUGGCAAUUUUUACAAGCAGAAACCGCUUACUUUAUUCGUGCUGAGAAUUCAACAUUGUCUUUCUACGAGAUUGAUCUUGAUGAUUUGUCAUUUAAACAUACUAUAAACAUAACAACUGAGGGACAUAUAUUACGAUUUAAAGUUCUUAAUUUAAAUACUGAAGAAACAUUUCAUGAGAAUCACGUUAAUAAUUUAAUGGUAGUUCUAAUGGUUGAAUUCCAACAAAGCUAUUACUUAUACUGGUAUAGAAUCUUUGGAAAUACGUAUACAUUAUAUUCAACAUGGCCUGUACAAAAACAAUAUCAAGACAUGGAAUUUAUGCGAGAAGAAAAUCAACAUGAAUUAUUGUUACUUGACAAUGAUGUAUAUGCCGAAGAACAAUCGUUGAUCGAUAUUUACGGUUUCAAUGUUGAUUAUAAUAGUCAUCGCAUCGAUAUAUGGCUUUGUCGGCGGUUAUUUGUUUCAAAAGUAUUUGAUAUUCAAAUCUGCUCGAUUUAUGGACGCUCCAUGUUAGGCUUUCAAGGAAUUGAUAGCAUUAUUUUAUAUAAAUCGAAAAUUGAACACGCAUUAUGCCAACUUGAAAAGUUUGAAACUAUUAAAUCUAACAAGCUCACAAAUUUUGUCUGCUUCGAGAGUGGUUACAUCGAAUAUCUAGCAAUUGGUGGAGAGAAAACGCGUUUAUUUCGCUUUUCCGAGAACGAGUUUCAAGAUAAUAUUGAAACAGAUCUGCAUUUUAAUGACACUACUGAAAUUGCUUGGAUUACCACUAUACCACUGAACACAUAUCGGGAUGAGUCAUUGUUAUUGGUUCAAUUUAAAAACUUGUCAGUAAUCGCCUUGGCUUGGCAAGGAUUAAAGUUUAAGACAGUAGUUUUACCUAAUCAAAUUUUGAAUAAUUUUGAUCUGUCAAAAAUCGUCAUUAUUCCAAAAGUUGGAUUUAUCCAUGCAAACGUACUCGUACGUAUAGAAGUGGCCUUGAAUGAAUUAGAGCAUCCUAUUCACAAGGAGACGAAAAGCAUGUUAAAGACGCGAGCUCUGUUGGAGGAGAUUUUUCGAAAACAGGAAGUCAUCUUUGACGAGACUGAAGCACACUUGAAUCAAAGUUACUUUAAAAAUUCCAUAUCAGGAUUUUGGAAUUUUUCAGAAGUGGAUGUGUCGAAUGCUACAAUCGAAAGAAAUGUAAAUUAUGGCGCUGUCAAAGUCGGUUUAAUCGACUUAGAAAUGGAAGACAUGAUGACAAAUGUGACAUCAAGUUUAAAGAAACUAGAGGAACUUGAAAUAAAGCUUAAUCAAACCUUAUUGGAUUUGAAAAAUAUAACUAAUUCGACGACAAUUAACUUAUCCUCGGAUAUUGAAUUAAAUGGAAAUUUUCUAGUGACUGGAACUCUGCAUGCGAAAAAUAUAACUGCUGCUUUUGUAAAUAACGCAUCAACUUCAUUUGCAGCAAAGAAUAUUGUAGAUCACGCUUCUGUUAUUGACGGCCAAAAAUUUUUUCUUUCCAUUGAUACUAAUAACUUGACGGUUUUCUCUUUGAAUGGCGUUCCAUUGGAAGAAAUUGUUUUCGAUACUACAAUCAAAAAUUAUAACAACACUGAUUUUUCAAAAUUAAAACGAUUAGAGAUUAAUGGACACUUAAACUUUUCCGAGAUAAAUAAUGUUAAAUGGAAGAAUCUAAUGCAAAGUAUAGUAUGGAAAGAUGAAUCAAUAAUUAUUCCAGGAGAGACAAUCGUGGAAGGGGAGCUUAUCGCCGACGAGGUCAAUAUAAAAAAUCUGAAUUAUUUACAAUACCCAAAAGAUUACGUUCUAAUUAAUAAUAAAUAUUCUAUCAAUGUUACGGGUGAAAAAUACUUUGCCAACCUGUCUACAACACAUUUAUUGAGCAUCAAUACAAUAAAUAAUAUAAGUAUUGAUGAUUUCAUUAUUCUUAGCAGACACGAAGUCAUUGAUCAUGAAAUUACUUUUGAGAACCUGGAGAUUGGUGGAACUUUUCAGAUUGACGGCAAUGUAACGGGUAUUAACAUAAGUAACAUAGAGAAGUUGCUCAAUGAAACCGAUAGGCUUUCAUCAGAUGUUAUCUUUGAAAAUCUGAUUGUGAUGGGAAACAUUGUACUCCAAGAUUCAAUUAAUGCUAAUAUGUGGUCAGAUUUUGAUGAUAUUUUGUUGAAAACUGAAGAGAAUGCAUUAAUUACUGGAAAUAAAAAGUUCUUGAAUGGCAUUUAUAUAAAAACUAACGCAACAAUUAAAUCCGGACAAAUUAAUAAUCACUUAUUCUCAGAAUUUGUAACGCUAAAUACCGAUCAAAAGUUUCCUUAUUUGAAAAAAAUAUCGGCAAAUGUCAUGUUGGGAAAUGUAACUUUUGGCAUGUUGAAGAAGUUAGAAGAUUAUAUAACCCGCGAACAAAAUGUUACUUCUGCUUGCUUAAACAAAGUAUUAUUUUUUAUUAGAUCAUGUAUCAUUGAUAACUUAUCUUUUGAUACUCUAAAGCAAAAUAUCACGCAGACUGCUUUCUUUGAUAAAUUAAAUCAAACUUUCCAAAAACCGUAUAUCGAAAAUUUGACACUCUCAACAUUAAUAGCCGAAGAAAUCUUGCCGAACACAAUCAAUUAUAUCAAUUACACUGAUUUGAGUAAACGCAUCUUAACAAUCUCCACGCAACAAAAUUUGACAGGAACUUUAAUAAUUGACAAUUUAGAAACCAAUGUCUUGAACGCCGAAAUCAUCAAUGGAAUGCCAUUGAAUAAAUUAAAUCGAUUAUUAGCAUUUCAUAAUGACAUUUUCAACGGAAAUGCGUCAAUAAAAUCACUUCGAGUGACAGGGAUGUUAACAGCAUCUUUGAUAAAUGAAAAUGAUAUCGUUAACGUUUACAAGAAAGAUACCAUGGGGACUGUAAUUUUCAAUAAAAACAUAUCGGUUAAAAACCUAACAGUGAUUGGCUUCGUAAACGGUUUAAAUCUAUCUGAAUUCGUUAUUGACGCUGUACAAAAAGCCGACAGAAAUGUUACAUUUAUAGGCUACAAAACAUUCGAAAAUGUUACGUGUGAGUUUUUGAAAACGCAAUUUAUAAAUGGCCACUUUGUAGAAAAUAUCUUAGAUCCCAAUAAAGAGCAGAUACUGAAAGGACCAGUUGUUAUAAAUGGCUGGGUCACUGUUUUAAGAAAUUUCAAUACAACUGGCAAGAUUGGAAAUGUAUUUUUACAUGAUUUCACAAAUAGAUUUGAAUCACGUGGAAAUAACUCUUAUGUUCUUCGCGGUAACUUUUAUUUCAAUGAAACCAGUUCCAUAACAAGACUGAAUACAAGUGGAUCAAUUCAAGGAUCAAUGUUUGACAGUUUUUUGGAGAGAGCAAUCUUUAAAAAUGAUGUGAAUAUUACAGUGUCUGGAUCGAAAGUAUUUAAAAGUCCAAUUACGUUUAAUAGCGCAUUUAUCAUUGAUGGCAGUUUAAAUAACUUAGAUUUAAACAGAUUUCACAAAAAUGCUGUUUAUAUUGAUAAACCUUUCUCGAUUAAUAUUAAAGUUAUGUUUAAAGAGGAUGUUUACAUACGAAAUGCUCUCGUAGUAAAAACAGAAUUACAAUCAAGUACCAUCAUGAAAGUCGAUAUAAAAGAUUUGCAGGAGAAUGUUAUUGAUCUUAAUAAACUUAGCUAUUUUUCAGAACGGAUUACAAUGGAUAAUGUGACUUUUCAAGCAGGCGUAAAAGUUGAACAAGUCAAUGACUUAAAAAUGGAUAUGUUGAUUCCAUUGCACACGAAACAGUCCAUCAUAGUUGAUAGACUUAAUUGUACUAAUGCCACCGUUAAAAACAUACAAAUAUCAGGACAUGUUAACAACUAUUAUCUAGAAGAUAUUUAUACAAACACUUUUUUGAUAUACGACAAUCAAAAUAUUUCGGGACACAUAAAGAUUCGAGGAAAUGUUUACACAUAUCAUGACUUUAAUGCAUAUCUCAUCAAUAGCUUUAAUCCUAAGCAAAUUGUUUCUGUAAUCGCCAAUGACACUUUAACCGGAAACUUCAUGUUCAAAACUCCAGUUGUCCUUGAUAAAAGUCUUAGAAUUUUGGGUCUUUUAAACGGAAUAAAUCCAAUUAAUUGGCAAGGUGUUGCAAUUAAGACAACAAAUGAAGCAAAGCAGAUUAUAUCUGGAAAGUGGAAAAUACAUGGAAAUAUCCAUUUCGAAGAAAAUAUUGACGGAAGUGAAUUUUUGAAUGGAGUUAAUGUCACGGAAAUAUCAACUGCUUUAUCACAGGAACACCCUCAAAUGGAUCAUAUCAUCGAUGAAACACACAUGGAUCUAAAUAAUUUGUGUGCAUUACAUUUAGACAUGCUUAAAUGCAAUGCUAUAAAUCAGAUAUACAAAUUCAAUACAUUUGAUUACUUAAAAAUUCAGGAAUUUGAAGGAGAUAUUCAUGAUAUCCGUACUAUUGAAUUUGAUAAUUUUGAUUAUAUAUUAGUAAAUUAUGAUACCUGCCGUAUAAAACUUAUACUGUAUACUCAGACCGAUUUUCAAGUGGUCGACGAAGUAUCCGAUUUUGGAUUAAUUGAUAAAUGGAUUUUUUUUAAGUCAAAUCGCUCUUUAUAUUUGCUUACCAUCGCAAAACACAUCUGCGGUAGAAGUCUUAAUAAUAUAUGGAAAUUGGAAAAUAAUAGAUUAAUGCAUGUAUUGGAACUUGGUAAUGCUAGCGAUAUUAUGGAUUUAUAUCAAGAUGUUUUUGUAGCAAUGACCAAUGAAAAUCUUGGAAGUGCUCCAGAAGAGAUUCAAUCAGAUAUAUUAAAGACUCUUAUCUCAUAUAAAAAUAAGAAUAAAAAAUUAAAUUUGAUGUCAAAUACUGAUCCAAUUGUCUCCGUUAAUCAAUCUUUAAUUUACGAAUUACAAGGAAGAUCUUCUAAUAACACAGAUGUAAAAGCUUGUCUUGAUUGUAACAGCAUACUAAGUUUUAAAGUAGGUAUUUAUGAAGAAGAAGAAUACAUUUACUACGACAAAGAAGUCAGCCAGGAUUAUAUAUUUUUGUACAGAAAUGACAUCUCGCAAACAAAGAUCUUGCAGACAAUAAAAGCACGUCUGCCGAAAUGGUUUUUGAUCCUGAAUUUUGAUGGACUUGUCGAAACAUUAUUUAUUUUUGUAGAAAAUGAUGAUACUAUCCAGAUUUACGAAUAUAGAGGUAUCGAAGGCUUCGUACAUAAAAAUGUUAUUAAAAUAAAGGUUGAUAAGUUAUAUAAUUUUAAAAUAAGAAAACACACUAAUCUAGAGAAAAGACAUUGUUUGGCUGUAAUACACAAGAAUCGAUUAACAAUUUUGGAAGCAAAAAUGUAUGGUGAAAAGUUGGACUUAAGAAAUUUAGCUAAAAACGUCUGUUACACGGACACCAAUGAAUUAAAAAGAUGUCAUUAAAUAUACAAUUGCUAUUAUUGUAUAAUGUAUUAAAAAUUUCUACUUUUAGGAAUUUUUUUUUUAAUUUAAUGAAAAUUGGCAUAUAACAUAGAAGUCAAGACAUUAAAAUAUAUAUUAUAUAUAUAUAUAUAU